AUGGAGUAUUUCUCUACUAUCGUUAAAGCGCUAGUCAUCCAUUUCAAGCCACAGUUCAAGCACAAAAGUAACGAUCACCCAGAAACUAAAGAGCAAGUCAACGGCAUAGUCCUCCACGGAAGGUGUCACCUGAACGCAUCAGCUAUCAUCAAGGGACUGGUGGGGCCUGUCUUCAAGAUCAUCCUUCUGAGGCGUAAAUCAGCGCUUGAAGACGUAGCGGUCAAACCACUGACUCCUGCGCAGUUCCCUGUAGCUUUAGAGGAAGAGACGUUUGGAGAACAAGUUAUUGUGGCAUAG
Molecule: messenger RNA, 297 nt
Organism: Spodoptera exigua (beet armyworm)
Lineage: Eukaryota; Metazoa; Arthropoda; Insecta; Lepidoptera; Noctuidae
Source: the annotation of a GenBank genome assembly